This is a messenger RNA of Ziziphus jujuba (common jujube), 2306 nucleotides long. Its product is annotated as F-box/FBD/LRR-repeat protein At1g51370-like. The coding region runs from base 839 to 2074 and encodes 411 amino acids. The transcript is spliced from 2 exons. NCBI's taxonomy places the organism in Eukaryota, Viridiplantae, Streptophyta, Magnoliopsida, Rosales, Rhamnaceae. Gene Ontology annotation, molecular function: protein binding. The record is from RefSeq and is a predicted model, not a curated record.
UAGCUUCUUUAAUUUAUUUGUUCAUAUAUUUAUACAAAUAUUCUAUGUAAAUAUAAAAACUUUGGGUUUUGGGUUUUUAUUUCUAACUGGGUAUUUCGUCUUUGAGCUUGCUGGUUCUGGGUUUUUAUUGAAUUUGAAAUUUCUUAAGGAAUUUUUAUUGCAGAGUUUUUGUGCAGUGGAAAUCUAACUAACCCAUAUUUUCAAUUUCCUUUUUUCCUUUUCAUUUUGUACCUUUUUGCCUCAUAUUCCUUACACUACCAGUACUGUCAGAUAAUACACACUUAUUACCAAUUAUAACACUGAUUUUUUUUUUUUUUUUCCCUAGAGAAAACAUAUAUAUAUAUAUAUAUAUUUUAUGAAGUUUUUAAAAAUUAUAUUUUUAACCAAAUUUUCAAAACUGUAAGAAAUUCAUAAUGAACCAACAUGAAUGUUUUAUGUAUAAGUACGUGAUAUUUAUGUAUGUAUGCAUAUAUGUCUGUAUGUGGACCUUCAACUGUAAAAUCUGUUUAUGCACAUAGACUGGUCAAUUUCUGUUUCAGAAAGAAGUUGGUGUUUGGAUUUUCCCCCCAAAAAAAAAAAAAAAAAUGUGUUUUUGAUUGUUGAGUGGUGCUUUUACUACUCUUCAUUUACUCUGCUAUUUUGGCCUUUGCAUUACUUUCAUUUAGUCAUACAGAUAUUCUAUCCGUCUGAGGAUGUGCAUUGAAUCUCUUCCAAAUUUCAGGGUCAUUUUAUAAAAACUGGUGUAAUUGGUACAAUAAAGUGUUCCAAAGUUGGAGGUUAUGUAUAUAUAUAUGUACACAUAUUCUGAUAAAGAAGUGGAUAAUCAUCUGGGGAUUUUAUGACCAUGGCAAAAAGAGUAAAGGGAGACAAUGGAGGAAUGGUUAAUAAUGAGCUUCAUACUUUAUUUGUAGACCGCAUAUCUCAAUUACCCGAUCAUCUCAUUUAUCAUAUUUUCUCGUUCCUUCCCACCGUUUAUAUCGUCCGUAUGAGUCUUAUUGCCAAGCGCUGGAGACAUUUGUGGCUUUCUACUCCCUUUUUGUACUUUGAAGACUUCUGCAAUAUUACCUUCGACAAGAAGGUGAAGAAACAAGAUAUGGUCUUAAAUUUCCCGACCAACUUUUUUAGGUGUCGUGAACUAUGUAUGAAAAUUCAAGAUCCGCUCAUAGUAAGCUUUAAGUGUGACACAACUUAUAGUUUUGCGAGCUCUGGCAUUGCUACUAGACAAAUAGAUGAAUGGUUAAGCUUUGCUGUACAAAAUAAAGUGAAGGAGUUAGAUCUCCAUGUCAAGCAGUAUCGGUUACCUCAGUCUGUUCGUAGUGCAAGUUCACUAACCGUCCUGAAGUUGAGUGAGGUGAAGUUGGUGGUCCCUUUUCCACCAACCUUUCCCUCUUUGAAAGUUCUCUCUUUGAUGUGUGUGGAUUCUGAUAAUAAGUCACUUCAAAAUCUUAUUUCAGGGUGCCCCGUUAUUGAGGAAUUAUUUUUAUCAGGAUCUAGUCUUGGAUAUCUGGAUUUUACUGUUAGUGGAACACUUAGAAGUCUCUCAUUAUCGCGUGUGGAUCUUACUGAUCAGUGGCUGGACGGUUUGAUUUCUGGACUUCCAAUCCUUGAGAGAUUAACUUUAAAAUGCUAUAAGUUGAAAAACAUUUGUAUCUGCAGUAACAGCCUUAAAUUUCUUUCCAUUGUGUCGUUGAAGAGCAUUGAGGCAGUACUUCGAACACCAAAUUUAGUUUGGUUGAAAUUUGCAUGUGGUUCUGACUGCUCAAUCAUUUUGGUUGAAGCUCCCAAUCUAUUAGAAGCUAAUUUGUACUUUGCAUACCGAUAUAUGGAUGAAACUUCAUAUUCUGCUCUUGUGCGUCUUCUUUCGAAUCUGAAUUUCUUAAAGAAGAUGAUGCUGAGUAUUUUGAAAGAAGAGGUUCUUAUAUUUCCUGAAACAAUAAGAAAGAAAUGCUCUUCUCCUUUAUCUAAUCUGAAGCAUCUCAAGGUGAAUUCAUAUAAUAGGUUGACUAAAAGUGCAGAAUUGCGGGAUUCUUUGCUUUGGUGUGCACCUUCUGUGGAGACUCUUGAAAUAAGUUGACAGCAUGAGGGUUAAUAUUUAUGGUUGGCUGGCUUGCAUAUGGUAAACACUGUAGAAAAUCAGUUAAUAAUGUAUAUACAUAAACUUUGUGCAUAUAUAUAUAUAUAUAUAGAGAGAGAGAGAGAGAGAGAGAGAGAGAGAAAUUCCAUUUACUUUUUUUUUUUUUUAACUAAAUUGUGUUGACCAUCUGUUUUUUGUUGUUUUCAAGCUGAGUUAACGAAGUUUUCAUCUA